AUGAUGCAGAAGCACUUCAACUACACGGACGAGUGCAACCCCUUCGGAGACAACUCGCUCUCCACUCCAUUCGUAUGGAAGCUGAAAAAUAAGUAUGACCAAAUAAAGUAUAAUCGCAAGGUGAAGGUAACGACAACGAGCCUGCUGCAAAAUUCUCUCUCAAAAAUAAGUGAAAUUGAAGAAGUAAAAAAAAGGAGACAAGAAAGAGACAACGAGAGGGCCAUGUUGGAAGACUAUCGCUUACAGUUAGAAAAGCAACGUAAUCAAAUUAAUAUAAAAGAUUACCUAAAAAAGGAACAGCUGUUCUUUAUUGAUCAACAGAUUAAGUCAUCGGACAGUAGAAUCAAACACAAUUUUCUGCAGCUUCCUGACAUAUUUAGGUUGGCUGUGAUGAUAGUUAACAGAGAGCAGGUGAAGAAGGUCCGUCCUGCUCUCUUCCGCAUUCCGUUUCAUGUCCUUUUGGAGGGCCAAACCGAAUGGGAGCUUGAAAACUGCGCCAAGCAAAUAAAGCUGCUACUCCAACACGACGAAUUGGAGAAUGGGGGUAAGUUUAGACGUUACUGGGAGUCCCUCCUGUUCUUUUGUGGGCACUUCCUGGAUCAGAUACGCGAGAAGGAGCAGCCCCCCUCUGACGCAAAAGAAUUCGACGUGGAUAACCUACAGAAAAAAACGGAGAAACAAAUACAAGCCUUUCUCGAAAAUAAGAACUACGAUGAGUUAGUGACAUAUGAAGAAAAAAUUAAAGAAAAAGUCGUUUCUCAACGGGAGGAGCUCGAAGAUCAGGUUUACUGGAACAGGGUCCUUCUGAAGAUCCCCUUUUUUAAGGCCAAGAAUGUGCUUCUCCAUUUUCAUGCCAAGCUGCGCAAAAGGAUUAGCCUCAGUGGAGCCCACGCGGAGGACAGCGACAGCCACAGUCACAGUCAUAGCCAAGCUGAGAAGGCGCCUCUCCGUGAGCACCCCGCCGAAGAGGAAGAAGAUAGAGGAAAGGCAACAAACACCAUGCCGUUCGAAUGCCACAGCCCGCAGCUAAUCCCCCCCGAGAGCAUCACCCAAAUGGGAAUCCCGGCCGAGACGCACAUCUACACAGCGGAGGAGGAACUGCAGGAGAGAGUCAAACUGAACGAUGCCAUUUGGAGUACCAUGAGGAGGAAAGAGGACCAAGGGAAAUCGGACAACCGUGGAGACAGCACGGGGUACUCCAAAGGCGACCACGCCGCACAGGUCGAUGUAGAUAUCUCCGUGGAGCAGACCCUCCUCAGGAAGCUCUUCACGAAGGACCAAGAAAUAUACAACAAAUUUGUGCAGAGGGAGAAGAAGAAAGGACGAGCGGGGGAAAUAAUAAUGAAGGACGUCUCCCAUCAUCACCACAGUACAGGUCAGUCAUCUUUGCCCAACUCUUUAAGGAGCAGCCUCCCAGUGUCCCCAGCCUCCCUCCUCACCACCAGGAAGCCUCUCUACUUCAAUCGAAUCAAAACCUCCUUCGACUGGAACAAGUACAAUAAAACGCAUUACGAUUACGAGAACCCACCCCCCAAGUAUAUAUGCGGAUAUAAAUUCAAUAUUUUUUACUUGAAUUUGCUGAAUAAGAAGGAGAAGCCUUCGUGGAAGCUGCACCCUACGGAUGACGAGAGUAAAGUUCUGAUUAUUUUCCAUGGAGGAGCCCCCUACCUGGACAUAGCCUUUCAGAUAGUCAACGCGGAAUGGUCUUACGACAAGCACCGGGGCUUCCGCAACGUCUUCGACAAGGGCAUCCUCCAGCUGUACUUCAACUUUAAGAAAAAGAGGUACCGUCGCUGA
Molecule: messenger RNA, 1797 nt
Organism: Plasmodium cynomolgi strain B
Lineage: Eukaryota; Apicomplexa; Aconoidasida; Haemosporida; Plasmodiidae
Exons: 3
Coding region: 1-1797 (598 amino acids)
Biological process (GO): mRNA cis splicing, via spliceosome
Cellular component (GO): cytoplasm; spliceosomal complex
Molecular function (GO): protein binding
Source: RefSeq, a predicted model, not a curated record